Molecule: messenger RNA, 7500 nt
Organism: Malaclemys terrapin pileata
Lineage: Eukaryota; Metazoa; Chordata; Testudines; Emydidae
Gene: NRXN1
Product: neurexin 1
Exons: 21
Coding region: 43-4518 (1491 amino acids)
Source: RefSeq, a predicted model, not a curated record
CCCCCUCCACACCCCCCUCUCCCCCGCCCAACCCCACGAAGAAUGGGGGCUGUGCUCCUCAAGCGUGGGGGCUGUCUCCUGCUGUGGCUGGCCCUGCUACUGAGCUGCUGGGCUGAGCUUGGCAGUGGUCUGGAGUUCCCAGGGGCUGAGGGCCAAUGGACCCGCUUUCCCAAGUGGAAUGCCUGCUGUGAGAGUGAAAUGAGCUUCAAUAUGAAGACACGCAGCUCCAGUGGGUUGGUCCUCUAUUUUGACGAUGAGGGGUUCUGUGACUUCCUGGAGCUGAUCUUGACCCAAGGGGGGAGGCUUCAGCUCAGCUUCUCUAUCUUCUGUGCUGAGCCUGCCACCCUGCUGACUGACACACCUGUCAAUGACAACCUCUGGCACACAGUGGUCAUCCACCGCCAUUUUAAGAACACGACACUGCUCAUUGACCAGACCGAGGCAAAGUGGGUGGAAGUGAAGUCCAAGCGGCGUGACAUGACUGUCUUCAGUGGCCUCUUCUUGGGUGGGCUCCCACCCGAGCUGCGCUCAGCAACCCUGAAACUGACGCUUUCCUCGGUGAAGGAUCGGGAGCCCUUCAAGGGCUGGAUAACUGAUGUCAGGGUCAACUAUACACAGGCCUCACCUGUGGAGAGUCAGGAGGUGCGGCUGGAUGAUGAGCAGAGCCGCCUGUGCGCCAGGGAUGAUGUUUGCCUCAACGGUGGCAUCUGCUCGGUGCUCAAUGACCAGGCUGUCUGCGACUGCUCACAAACCGGCUUUCGGGGGAAGGACUGCAGUGAAGAAGACAACUAUGUGGAAGGUCUGGCGCACCUGAUGAUGGGCGACCAAGGAAAAGAAGAAUAUAUUGCAACAUUCAAGGGAUCGGAAUAUUUCUGCUAUGAUUUGUCCCAGAACCCCAUACAGAGCAGCAGUGAUGAAAUAACUCUGUCAUUUAAAACACUUCAGAGGAACGGACUGAUGCUUCAUACAGGAAAAUCAGCUGAUUAUGUCAAUCUUGCACUGAAAAAUGGAGCUGUCUCGUUGGUCAUUAAUUUGGGCUCAGGGGCCUUUGAAGCACUGGUGGAACCUGUGAAUGGAAAAUUUAAUGACAAUGCCUGGCAUGAUGUGAAAGUAACCAGGAAUCUGCGUCAGCACUCAGGCAUUGGACACGCUAUGGUGACAAUAUCAGUGGAUGGAAUUCUGACUACUACGGGCUACACGCAAGAAGACUACACCAUGCUGGGUUCUGAUGACUUUUUCUAUGUUGGUGGCAGUCCUAGCACAGCAGACCUACCAGGGUCACCAGUCAGUAACAACUUUAUGGGCUGUCUCAAAGAGGUUGUAUAUAAAAAUAACGAUGUCAGACUGGAGUUAUCUCGACUUGCCAAGCAAGGAGACCCUAAAAUGAAGAUUCAUGGAGUUGUAGCAUUUAAAUGUGAGAAUGUUGCAACCUUGGAUCCAAUCACAUUUGAAACACCAGAGUCUUUCAUCUCUUUGCCAAAGUGGAAUGCCAAGAAAACAGGGUCAAUAUCAUUUGACUUUCGCACAACUGAGCCAAAUGGACUGAUUCUUUUCAGUCAUGGAAAACCAAGGCAUCAGAAAGAUGCCAAACACCCACAAAUGGUAAAGGUUGACUUUUUUGCCAUUGAGAUGCUUGAUGGUUACCUUUACCUGCUGUUAGACAUGGGAUCGGGUACUAUUAAAAUAAAAGCCUUGCAAAAGAAGGUGAAUGAUGGAGAGUGGUACCAUGUGGACUUUCAGCGGGAUGGACGGUCAGGUACCAUUUCUGUGAACACAUUACGUACACCUUACACUGCACCAGGAGAAAGCGAAAUCCUAGACCUAGAUGAUGACUUGUAUCUUGGGGGCUUGCCAGAAAAUAAAGCAGGGCUGGUCUUUCCAACAGAGGUGUGGACAGCACUUCUCAAUUACGGAUAUGUUGGCUGCAUCAGAGACUUGUUUAUUGAUGGCCAAAGCAAGGAUAUUCGACAAAUGGCUGAAAUUCAAAGCACUGCUGGAGUGAAACCCUCAUGCUCAAGAGAAACUGCAAAACCAUGCCUGAGCAACCCCUGUAAAAACAAUGGUGUAUGCAGGGAUGGGUGGAACAGAUAUAUCUGUGAUUGUUCUGGUACAGGCUACCUUGGCAGAUCAUGUGAGAGAGAGGCAACAGUUUUAAGCUAUGACGGAAGUAUGUUUAUGAAGAUACAGCUCCCUGUUGUGAUGCAUACAGAGGCAGAAGAUGUGUCCUUACGGUUCAGGUCUCAGCGAGCUUAUGGCAUUUUAAUGGCAACUACUUCUAGGGAAUCUGCAGAUACACUUCGUUUAGAGCUGGAUGCAGGACGAGUUAAACUAACGGUCAACCUAGACUGUAUCAGGAUUAACUGUAAUUCCAGCAAAGGUCCAGAAACCCUUUUUGCUGGCUAUAACCUCAAUGAUAAUGAGUGGCACACGGUACGUGUGGUUCGUCGAGGAAAAAGUUUAAAGUUAAUGGUGGAUGACCAACAAGCUAUGACAGGUCAAAUGGCUGGUGAUCACACGAGACUGGAAUUCCAUAACAUAGAGACAGGAAUAAUAACAGAACGCCGCUACCUGUCCUCUGUUCCCUCUAAUUUCAUUGGACAUCUGCAGAGUCUCACAUUUAACGGCAUGGCAUACAUUGACCUAUGUAAAAAUGGAGACAUUGAUUAUUGUGAGCUAAAUGCCAGAUUUGGUUUCAGGAAUAUCAUAGCAGAUCCUGUCACCUUUAAAACAAAAGCAAGCUAUGUUGCACUGGCUACACUACAAGCCUACACAUCUAUGCACCUUUUUUUCCAGUUCAAAACAACAUCACUGGAUGGACUGAUACUCUAUAACAGUGGAGAUGGAAAUGAUUUCAUUGUAGUUGAAUUAGUUAAAGGGUAUUUACAUUAUGUGUUUGAUUUGGGAAAUGGUGCAAAUCUCAUCAAAGGAAGUUCUAAUAAACCUCUGAAUGACAAUCAGUGGCACAAUGUGAUGAUAUCGCGGGAUACCAAUAAUCUUCAUACUGUGAAGAUUGACACUAAAAUCACAACACAAAGCACAGCAGGAGCCAGAAACUUAGACCUCAAAAGUGAUUUGUAUAUUGGAGGAGUGGCGAAAGAAAUGUAUAAAUCCUUACCAAAACUAGUGCAUGCAAAGGAGGGAUUUCAAGGUUGCCUUGCAUCAGUUGACUUAAAUGGACGUCUUCCUGAUCUGAUCUCGGAUGCUCUGUUUUGCAACGGACAAAUAGAAAGAGGAUGUGAAGGCCCCAGCACCACAUGCCAAGAGGAUUCGUGUGCAAACCAAGGAGUGUGCUUGCAGCAGUGGGAUGGAUUCAGCUGUGACUGCAGUAUGACCUCCUUUAGUGGACCAUUGUGCAAUGACCCGGGAACAACAUAUAUCUUUAGCAAAGGUGGUGGACAAAUCACAUACACGUGGCCUCCUAAUGAUCGGCCAAGCACUCGUGCUGACAGACUGGCAAUAGGGUUUAGCACUGUUCAAAAAGAAGCAGUUUUGGUACGAGUAGACAGUUCUACUGGGCUCGGAGAUUAUUUAGAGCUGCAUAUUCACCAGGGAAAAAUUGGAGUUAAGUUUAAUGUUGGAACUGAUGACAUCUCUAUCGAAGAGAUCAACGCAAUCAUUAAUGAUGGAAAAUACCAUGUAGUACGUUUUACAAGAAGUGGUGGCAAUGCCACAUUACAGGUGGACAGCUGGCCAGUUAUAGAACGUUACCCGGCAGGAAACAAUGAUAACGAGCGCCUGGCGAUUGCUAGACAGCGAAUUCCAUAUCGACUUGGUCGAGUAGUUGAUGAAUGGCUACUCGACAAAGGGCGUCAGCUUACAAUCUUCAAUAGCCAAGCAACCAUAAAAAUUGGAGGCAAGGAACAGGGUCAUCCAUUCCAAGGCCAGCUCUCUGGUCUUUACUACAAUGGCUUGAAAGUUCUGAAUAUGGCAGCUGAAAAUGAUGCUAACAUCGUGAUAGAAGGAAAUGUGAGACUUGUUGGUGAAGUGCCUUCUUCUAUGACAACUGAAUCAACAGCCACAGCAAUGCAGUCUGAGAUGUCCACGUCAGUUAUGGAAACUACCACCACUUUGGCCACGAGCACUGUCAGAAGAGGAAAGACCCCUACAAAAGAACCUAUUGGUCAGACCACAGAUGACAUCCUGGUGGCCUCGGCCGAAUGUCCCAGUGAUGACGAGGAUAUUGAUCCCUGUGAGCCGAGCUCAGGUGGGUUAGCAAAUCCUACCAGAGCAGGAGGAAGAGAAUACCCAGGCUCAGCUGAAGUAAUUCGAGAAUCCAGCAGCACAACAGGCAUGGUGGUUGGAAUCGUUGCAGCAGCGGCACUGUGUAUCCUAAUCCUUCUUUAUGCCAUGUACAAGUACAGAAACAGAGAUGAAGGCUCGUACCAUGUAGAUGAGAGUCGAAACUACAUCAGUAACUCAGCACAGUCCAAUGGGGCUGUGAUUAAGGAAAAACAGCCCAACAGUGCUAAAAGUUCCAACAAGAACAAGAAAAAUAAGGAUAAGGAAUACUAUGUCUGAUCCCAACAUCUAAGAGAACACUUGUAUAGAAAUAGUCUUCAUUUUAUCUGAGACAUAAUACAAACUUAUUUACUUUACUUUUUAUGAAGCACAUAAAAAAAAAGAAGACAGGGAACGCAAUCAGAAAGGAAAGACUGUUUUAAAAACAAGCAUUUCAUGCUCUUGUUUUUCAGAAACAGGAGCCAAUAAAUUUCUAAAUAUCCACAGUGUUUUCAUUUACUCUGCCUGUCUUUAUGUUGCUGGAACAUUUCUGAAAGACAAUGAUGAUACCACGCAUUCAUAAAGCAACGAGUAUUACUACAACAUCAACAAACUAAAUAAAAAAACAAAACUCAGACACACACACACACACAUACAGAAAAAAAAAGAAGCUACCUAUGAUUCUGGAUUUAGCCAAAGUGCUAGCGCUUUCUUGAGAAGUAAGUUAGUCUUAUUGCCAGAGAAGACUGUCAUUAUAUAUGGUGACUCAACAAGCAAACAUAAAAAGUUUGCCACCUGGUGCAGUGAAACUGAUUGGAAACUUGCAUUUGAAAUGAAGUGCUGGCUUUUCUGAAGACUUAUGUAAAAACAUUUUCAAAAAGCCCCUUUCUGGUUGUGAGGAAAUAGUAUGGAGGCCUUAUUUUCAAAAACAAAACAAAAAAAUGUGGAAUAUAAGGCACAUUUUCACAAAAAGCAAACAAACAUAGAUGCAAUCAUUGGGAAAUUUUCAUGCACGCUUAAUAUGUUAUUACAUAUGUUUAUAUAAAACACAUCUAUAUGUGCUUUCUGGACCGUGAUAAGUGAUGUUUUAUAGCCUGUUGUAUAGAAAAUGCAAACUAUAUCUGCUCUUCAGCCAUUUUUGGUAAACUCAAUGUUCUAAGUGUUCCUAGAUAUAGAAAGUUUUAUGACAUCUGGAGCAACAGACAUAAAUUCAGUUUUUUGCAGCCACUAUAAAUUGUCACAAAUUUCUUCCUUUUUUUUUAAAUUUACAGUGUAGUGAUUAUACUAAGGGGAUGUGUAUGAAUGUACAUAAGAGUCAGCUAAUUUUUUUCUCACCUGUACAGCCUCUAUUCUGUUGCAAUUCAGUUAUAGUAGUUUGUAUGAAAGAAGUGGAUUAAAAAGCAAAAAAUAUAUAUCUAUUGUAACUUUUCUCUCCCCUCUAGUUCCCAUCCCCUGCUCCCCAUGUACAUCAAUAAAGUCAAUCAGAAUUGCAGAUUUUCCCAUAAAUGUAUCACAUUCAUAAACGAGUUAUCAUUUAGCAAGGUAAAGUGACUUUUGGGCUGUAAUCAAGGUUACAUCACUGAAUAGUCUGUUUUCCUUUACAGAAAUCUUGCUCUCCAGGAAACUAUGAAAAAGUUUAAUUCCUUGUGAAUCUUAAUAGGAAUCAUACGGCAUGUAUUUGGCAUUCUUUUACUACACAGUUGGUUGGUAAGAGACCUAAAAAGGUCUACCACUUUAAAUUACUUCCACUGAGGAAUUACCCUUCCCCUAAAUAAAUAAAUAAAUAAAUAACUUGAGAUGCAUCUUGCUAAACAUUUUUCAAAGGUUUGCAUUUUGUCAUAUGAGAAAGUAUUUUAAGCUAAGUUGAUUCCAUAGUAUUACAUGAUACAUAACCUGGCGAUGAAAUAUAAGUUGAUCAGUGAUCAUAUUUUAAAAUAAAAUUUAAUUGCUGCAUAUAUUAGUUAAGCACAUAUUAAAUAUCAUAAUGUUAUAGAUUUAUACAUUAAGGUUUUAUUAAUAUUGUUUCAUUGGGUUCACAGCAAUAAAUCAUAGAGUUAACAUAUCACUUAUACAGAGGUACAAAGAGAAUACAUUAGACAGAGAGAGUAGUUCAACAGAAAUCUUCUGAAUCAUUGGAAGGCCUCCUAGGAGAAAUAUAGAUAUUCACAAUUUACAGACAGGAAAAAAGAAUUUAAAAUUAGCUUUAAACAGCAGGGCCAACAUAUCUUCUUGUGUGUUAUUCACUGUAGCUGAUGAAAAAUGUGGGAACUGGUACAGCGAUCUAUCUUGGACAGAGAGGACAUAUAUCUGAGAAUGCCACUGUGGUUGCCAAGCAAAUUGUGGUGCGUAUCAUAGUGUAUAUGUAAUGGGAUUUUUAUUUUUAUGAUUGUUUGCAGAAAGUGAAAGUGAGGUUGCACAGAAUUUUUUUUAAUCCAUUCAAAAAAAAAAUAGAUCAUUGUUCUCCUGUGGCAUUCUUCACUUCCCCACCUUUGUUAGUCAGCUGUAUUCUGGGAAAGACAAGGAAUAGGUAUAUUCAAGAUCAAUAUUAAAAUCAUGAUGUUUUUAGUCAGUGGGGAAAAAAUAAGUUGACUGCCAGGUAAUGUUCAGAACUGAGAUUUCCAGCACUGAAAGGUAUAUGGAAGGGCAAAGAUAACCUGUAUAUAGGAAUUCUGAGAUGGUACAAUGUAUGCUUUGGGCAGAUUGAAAUGUUUCUUUCCAGCUUGGUAUUGACUGUAUUAGCCUAGGAGGUGCAACCAGGCUAUCUUUCAAGCAGUUAACAUGCCAGUAAGUGAAUAUUUUAACUAAAUAAAUAUAUCAAGGAAUAAAGGGUGUACAACUGUUAAAAGCAAACAUUAUUUACAACUCUUUCUGGAGGUUCUCCUUUUUCUCUUUGAUUUCAUGAUUUAACAAUGAAGAUGCAUAGAAGUAUAAGAGCAUCAGAAGUUUCAGUAACUGAAUUAAAAUGUUUUAAACAUUUUAAUACCUAACAUACCUAACAAAAAUUGGAUUCCAUAUCUAUAACAAUCUUAUGUGUUUGACUGAGAUAGCUUCAUUUCUAUUACUGUAUAGUGUUGCCUUUUUAACAAAACACUAAAAUAAUAUGUGAAAUGAUUUCAUCCCCAAGAAAUCAAAAAAGAGGCCCAAUGCCCUAACCUUAUAGUGCUUUCUGUGAUAGAUAUUAACGAAUUUUUUUGAUUUGUUGCAAAGCCAAUUUAUCCAUUAUUGGAAAUGCUAAGCAAGUGGAAUUUACUGUUUUGUUAAUAAAAUGUUUCUUAAUACAAA